CACCCGUGGUUUCUACAGGAAAUGAGACCACGAAGCAAAAACGUCAUUGAAUCUCGCGUGUUUUGAGAAGAAACCAUAACAAGUCCAAACAUAUCUGCUAAAAGAUAAGCAUGGACGUCAGGCUUAGUGAAGGAACGAUAGAGGAUAUAAACAAAGACACCUGUAUUGCCAAUGCGUUACUCCAGGUCGUGAACCUGCGUCGGAUCGAUGGGCCCACUACCCGCUAUCGUCUCAUGAUGAGUGACGGCCGGCACUCCUUCUCCUCCUUCAUGCUGGCCUCCCAGUUGAACCGUUUGGUUGACGAGGGCCAUCUGGAGAUCCACUGUGUGUGCAAUGUGAAGAAGACGGCCACGAAUACAAUCAAAGAUGGGAGACAAGUGGUGAUAAUCCUAGAAAUGGACGUGGUGAAAUCAGCGAAGGACAUCGGGGGGAAGAUAGGAUCGCCCACUCCUUACCUGGGCGGCCAGACCAGCUCUCCCCAGAAGGCUGCCCAGAUCUUAUCUUCUCCUGCUCGGGCCCUUGCCCCUCCUUCUCCAGCACCUCCACAGAGCCCCCCUACUGCCUCCUCUUCGAGGGGGGGCUACGGCAGAGGCUACGGCAGGGGGAAGAAGACGGCGUCGGUGGGUCCCUUGUCUCCAGGGCCGUCCCCAACCAAACCGGCCAAAAUGGUCCCCAUCGCCAGCCUCAACCCGUACCAGUCCAAGUGGACCAUCAGAGCCCGCGUCACCAACAAGAGUUCCAUCCGCACCUGGAACAACUCCCGGGGAGAGGGCAAGCUCUUCUCCUUCGAGAUCGUCGACGAGAGCGGGGAGAUCCGGAUCACAGCCUUCAACAAGGAGGUGGACAAGUUCUUCUCACUGGUAGAGGCAGGGAAGGUGUACUACAUCUCCCGGGCGACGCUGAAGGUGGCCAACAAACAGUUCAACCCCUUGAAGAACGACUACGAGAUGUCCCUCCACGCCGACUCCUCCAUCCUGCCCUGCGACGACAGCCGGGAGGUUCCCAUCGUGCAGUGCCACUUUGUGCCCAUCGCGGAGCUGGAGAACCGAGACAAGGACGCCAUCCUCGCCUCCUCCCCUCAGGGUGGACUGAGUGCGGUGGCUCGUGUCAGGGUCUCCGUGGUGGACAUCAACGACAACCGCCCCUCCUUCUACCCCGUCACCUACACCGUCAGCCUCAGCGCGCACAGUCCCCCGGGCACCUCCGUCGUCAAGGUGACCGCCAACGACCCCGAUGCCGGCGACAACGGCAAAGUGACCUAUCGCGCCCUGCCCGGCGGAGGCUCCGCCUUCUUCACCCUCAACAAGGACACAGGCGUGAUCUCUCUCUCCCGCUCGCUGCACGGCAAGGCCAACACGGUGAUCUCCAUGGUGAUCUCGGCGCAGGACGGGGGCGGCCUGACGGCGCCGGCCAACGCCAGGGUGAACGUGAGCGUGGUGGCGGGCUCGGUGGCGCCCCCUGUGUUCGAGCAGGCGCAGUACUUCUUCACCGUGUCCGAGGACGUGUUGAGGGGGACCGAGGUCGGGGUGGUCCGCGCCAGCAAGACAGGAGGGCCCAAGGACGUCUCCUACUCCAUCUCCUCCGGCGACCCCGACGGCUUCUUCACCGUGGACCCCUCCUCCGGCGCCCUCCGCACCGCCCUCCCCCUGGACCACGAGGCUUUAGCCAGCCUGGACCUGGAGGUGCAGGCCCGCAGCGGCUCCCCGCCCGCCUUCGGCACCGCCCGCGUGCGCGUCGCCGUCUCCGACGUCAACGACAACGCCCCCUCCUUCCUGCCCUCCUCGUCCGAGUCCCUCCUCCUCCCGGAGGUCACCAAGAUGGGCACCGUCAUCUACCGCGUGCAGGCCGCCGACCGCGACUCGGGCCCCAACGGCCAGCUGAGCUUCGACCUGGCGUCCGCGGGAGCGGCGGGCUCCGGCGGAGGCGGGCAGAGGACGUUCGGGGUGGACCGCGGCAGCGGCGAGCUGCGUCUGAUCGGGACGCUUUCCUACGAGAGCGCCCCGCGCUACGACCUCCAGGUGGUGGCGAAGGACGGAGGGGCGCCCCAGCUGAGCUCCACCUUCACCCUGGUGGUGCACGUCCAGGCGCAGGACGCCCAGGGCCCCGCCUUCGACACGCUCACCUACCGGGUGGAGCUCCGCGAGAACACGGCGCUCAGCACCCGCUUCCUCCAGGUGCGGGCGCUGAACCGGGAGGCCGGCGGCGGGAACGGCAACGGCGGGAGCUCGUCCGCGUCCUCGCCCGUCACGUAUCGCCUGCGGCCGGACGGCGACGCAGCCGGGUUCGGCGUGGCGCCGGACAGCGGUUGGCUGUUUGUACGCAGCUCGCUCGACCGCGAGGCCAAGGACAUGUACCUGCUGACGGUGCUGGCCACGUCGGGGAGGGGCGCGGCCGGGCGGACGGGCAGCGCCACCGUGAGGGUGACGGUGACGGACGAGAAUGACAACGCGCCGAAGCUGAGCCAAGACCGGGUGUUCCUGGCGGUGCGGGAGAACCUUCCGGCGGGGAUGGGCUUCGGGAGGGUGUCGGCGACGGAUCGCGACGCGGGUCAGAACGCCCGCCUCUCCUACAGACUACUGCACACAGACAGGCACUUCCAGAUCAACUCCCAGACAGGUGAGAUCAGUACCCGGGUGAACCUGGACAGGGAGCAGCAGUCCAGCUACCAGCUGGUCAUCGUGGUCCAGGACGGAGGCACGCCCCCUCGCAGCGCCACGGGCACCGCCCACAUCACCGUCCUGGACGAGAACGACAACGCCCCCAGCUUCAGCCACGGCCACCCUGACAAGGAGCUGCUGCUGCAGGUGAUGGAAGGCCUCUCCUCAGGCUCCGUGCUGGGGACGGUGACAGCGAAGGACCCGGACGAGGGCGAGAACGGCACCGUCUACUACUCCCUGUCAGGUUCCAGAGCAGAGCGUUUCUCCCUCAACCCCUCCACGGGGGAGCUCCGCUCCUCCUCCCCCCUCAGGAGGCUGGAGCGGGCGGAGUACACCUUCACCGUGACCGCCUCCGACCAUGGAGCACCCGGCCUGAGCUCCACCUGUCUCCACCUUCUCCAGGUCCUCGGCACCUCCAAGUCCGCCCCCAAGCCCAACACCCUCUCCAUGACCCUCAGCACCGUGGAGGGCUCCGCCCCCGGCUCCGUCAUUGGCUCCGUCCGCUCCCGCGACCAGCGAGAGCCCGUCCCGUCGGAGGGCCAGGUCACCUACCUGGUGGUGGGCGGGACCGACCGCGAGGGCACCUUCAUGGUGGAACGCUCGUCCGGAGACGUGUACCUGGUGAGGGAGCUGGACUACGAGGAGGGCUCCCGCUACACGCUGCACGUGGAGGUGUCCGACUUCUCGCGGGACUUCCCCGCCAGCCACCGCGUGCAGCUGGACAUCUACGUGCAGGACAGCAACGACCACGCCCCCCAGUUCACCGAGGAUCCCGUCACCGUGGUGAUCCCGGAGAACGCAGAGCCCGGCUCCUCCGUCUACACCUUCCAGGCCUCCGACAAGGAUGGGAGCGGGCCUAACAGCGAGGUGCAUUACUCCAUCGAACACCGCUGGCCCGAAACCCCCGACCUCCUGACCCUCGACCCCUCCACGGGCGUCCUGACCCUGGGCCAGAGCCUGGACCGCGAGACCACGCCCUCCCUCUACCUGGUGGUGCGGGCGACGGACUCGGCGACGGACCCGGCGCAGCGGCGCUGGGGCUCGGUGACGGCGAGGCUGUUUGUGACGGACGUCAACGACAACGCGCCUCUCUUCAGCUCGCCCUCCGCCGUCAGCGUCAUGGAGGACCAGCCCGUGGGGUUUGUGGUGGUGUACGUGAUGGCCCGAGACGAGGACGAGGGAGAGAACGGGCGCGUGUCGUACCGCAUCCAAUCAGGGAACAGCGCCGGACGCUUCCAUCUCAACCCCAACACCGGUUCUCUCUCCAUCCUCAAACCUCUGGACCGGGAGGAGCAGGAAGUCUUCAACCUGACGGUGGUGGCGGAGGACCACGGCGUCCCGCAGCUCUCCUCCUCCCAGGUGGUGUGCGUGCAGGUGAUCGACGUGAACGACGAGCCGCCGCUCUUCCAGCGGGCCGAGUUCGAGGCGCAGGUGACGGAGAACCAGGGAGCGGGAACGGUCGUCCUCGCCGUCACCGCCACCGACCGUGACCAGGGCUCUAAUGGUCAGGUGACCUACGGAGGACUGACAGAGGAAGGAUUCACCAUAGACCCCAGCACAGGUGUCAUCACUAUCACCAAGACCCUGGACAGAGAGAUGCAGGAACACUACACACUCACAGUCUACGCCAAGGACGGCGGCCUGCCUCCUAACUUUGCCAAGGCGGUGGUGCGCGUGUCGGUGCAGGACGAGAACGACAACGCCCCGGCGUUCGGCCGGCCCUGGUACACCCUGGAGGUCCCGGAGAACCAGCCCGCCGUGGAGCUCUGCACCCUCAGGGCCAGCGACCCCGACACAGGGGCCAAUGGCGACCUGGAGUAUAGGAUCACCGCCGGAGACCCCAACGGGGACUUCCGCCUCCACGCCAGCUCGGGGGCCCUGUCCACGUCCCGACCCCUGGACCGCGAGAGGAAGGCCGGGUACACCCUGGUGGUGACGUCCCUGGACCGGGGCAGCCCCCCCCUGAGCGGCACGGCCACGGUGGAGGUCACCGUCCUGGACGUGAACGACAACAGCCCGGCGUUCGCCGCCGGCAGCUUCAGCGUGGACGUGUCUGAGGACGCCGCCGAGGGCUCCCUGGUCCUGGAGGUGACGGCCACGGACGCGGACGAGGGCCUGAACGGGCGGGUGCUGUACUUCCUGAGCCGCGAGGCCAGGGGGGCGUUCGCCGUGGACGAGAAGAGCGGCCGCGUCGCCACGACGACGCCGCUGGACCGGGAGAAGAGGGCCUCGUACAGCUUCCAGGUGUUCGCUGUGGACCUCUCCCCUGCGGCGCCGCGCAACACCUCCGCUCAGGUGACGGUCACCAUCCAGGAUGUCAACGACAACGCCCCUUUCUUCAUCCAGGACCCCUUGGUGGUGGAGGUCUCGGGCCUCCAGUCCCAGCGCGUCGUGGCCACCAUGAGAGCCGAGGACAAGGACUUCGGCGCCAACGGCUCCGUGUUCUACCGCUUCGCCGCGCCGGCGAGGGGCUUCAGCAUCAACUCCCUGACGGGGGAGAUCCAGGCCACGGAGCCUCCGGGCGGGCUGACCCAGGUCCAGAGGACCCUGCUGGUGGAGGCCAUGGACCAGGGCAGCCCGGCCCAGUCCUCCCUGGGGGUGGUGGUGGUCUACGUGAGGGAGCAGCAGUAUCAGGGGAUCCGCUUCUCGCGCAACGCCAGGGAUGUCAGCAUCCAGGAGAACGCCGAGCAAGGCACAGCAGUAGCGCAGGCCCAGGCCCAGUACCCCGACGGCACCCGCAGCGGCAUCAGCUACAGCCUCUUCAGCGGCAACCGGGAGCACGCCUUCAGGAUCAGCUCGGCCACGGGGGAGAUCUGGGUUCAGAGCCCCAAGGGGCUGGACUUUGAGGACACGCCCCGACUACGCCUAGUGGUGAAGGCUGAGACGGCCUCCUCCACGUCCUACAUGGCGGUCAACCUGAUCCUGCAGGACGUCAACGACAACCUGCCUCGCUUCCAGCUGCAGAACUACGUGGCCUACAUGAGGGAGGCCCAGGGAUACGAGAUGCCUAUCAUACAGGUUGUGGCUGAGGAUGUGGACCAGGGGCAGAACGGUCAGGUGACCUACUCCAUCCAACAGUCAGGCGGCAUGAGCGGCCUGUUCAAGAUCGACCCCGUGACGGGAAGCAUCACCACGGCGGCCAUCAUGGACCGCGAGAUCUGGACCCAGGCCAGGCUGGUCAUCACGGCGACAGACAAAGGCAGCCCCCGAUUGGCUGGCUCGGCCACUCUGACGGUGAUUAUUGUCGACCAGAACGACAACAGUCCCACCAUCCCCCUCCCCCGGGAGAUUCGCAUCCCAGAGAACACCGUCAUCGGCACGGAGAUCACCUUGGUGACGGGCAACGACGUGGACUCCAGCCCCGCCCUGGCGUACUCCCUGCAGCUGGACCCCUUGUCGCUGGGCCGCUUCGGCAUCCACCGCUACAGCGGCGGCGUGUCGCUGACGGGCGCCCUGGACUUCGAGGAGAGGACCUGGUACACGCUGACCGUGAGGGCCACGGACUCCCAGCACCAGACGGAGGCCAACAUCACCAUCCUGGUGGAGGACAUCAACGACAACGCGCCCACCUUCACUCAAGACCUCUACCAGAUAACGCUGCCUGAACACAGCCCACCAGGAAGCGUAGUUGUCACGGUAACGGCAACGGACAGCGACUCGGGGGAGAACGGAAAGGUCACCUAUCGCGUGAUGUCAUCGACGCAGGAGGGAUUCUACAUCGACCCCAGCAAUGGGACCCUGUUCAUCAACCAGAGGGCAGAGUUCGACCCCGAGAAAGCGUCCGUCAGCGUGGUCAUCGAGGCUCGCGAUGGGGGCUCCCCCACUCUCUCCUCCCUCACCACCGUCCAGGUUCACCUCUCCGACGUCAACGACCACGCCCCUGUCUUUCACCAAUCAGAGUACAGGGCCACCGUGUCUGAGGAUACUAUCGCCGGGGCGACCAUCUUGACCCUGGAGGCAUUCGACGCCGACCUCUCUAGGGAGAACUGUGGCUUUGACUUCGCCAUCGCCAGCGGCAACGGCGGCAACGCCUUCCAGAUCGAAAGCAGCGUGCGCUUCCUGGAGGGCCGCGGCUUCCAGACCGUGGGGACCCUCGUAUUGGCCGAGGGGCUGGACUUUGAAGCCACGCCCGUUUACAACCUCACUGUCGUGGUGUCGGACCGCGGCGUCCCCCAGCGGAGUUCCAGCGUCGCCGCGGUCAUCGCCGUCGGCGACGUCAACGACAACCCGCCGGCGUUCAGCCGGGCGGAGUACAGCGUGUCCCUGAGCGAGGGAGCAGCGGCCGGGACCGAGAUCCUACGACUCACAGCCACAGACCCUGACUCGGCCCCCAACGCCGAGGUCCAGUACUCCAUCAGCUCCGGGGACGAGCUGCACCUGUUCACCGUGGACCAGUGGAGCGGAGCGCUCCGCCUUCAGAGGGCCCUCGACCGCGAGCACCGGCCCUCUCAUGUGGUCAUCAUCCAGGCCUCGGACGGGCAGGGCCACUUCGCCCUGGCCCCGGUUGCCGUGGAGGUGAAGGACGUGAACGACAACCGGCCCUUCUUCCCCGUGGAGAUCCUGACGGCCAGCAUCAAGGAGAACCAGCCGGUGAACACGGCCGUGACGGUCCUCCACGCCAUCGACCACGACACCGGGGUGUUCGGCCAGCUGAGGUACUCCCUGCUGGAGCGCUCUGGGCCGGGGAAGGAGGCCUUCGCCGUGGACCGCAACUCCGGCGAGGUCCGAGCCAGGGCGAGCUUUGACUUCGAGAAGGUCAACUCCUUUAACUUUGUGGCGCUGGCGACGGACGCCGGCAACCACUCGGCGACGGUGACGGUGCAGGUGUACGUGACGGGCGAGGACGAGUACGACCCGCUCUUCGCCUCACCCGAGUUCUCGUUCGAGGUGCCCGAGGGGGCGAAGAAGGGCCAGAGCAUCGGGCGGGUGCAGGCGAGCGACGAGGACGGCGGCGUGGACGGCAUCAUCCUCUACUCCCUCGCCGGCCCCUCCCCUUACUUCGACGUCAACAAAACCACAGGGGACGUCCUCCUCAAGGUGGACGGCUCGGGCGGCGGCAGCGCCGGAGGGUCGGGCAGGGCCAAGCGAGAGGCCAGGGUCAUGACCCUGGACGUGUCGGCCCACAGCCCCCUGGAGACGUCGCGGGUCGCCAAAGCCCAGCUGACCAUCGACGUGACCAACACGGGCUUCGGCCUGGCGCCCGAUGUCAACGUCCUGCUGGUCAGCAUCAUCGCCGUGUCGCUGGGGGUGAUCGUGCUGCUGGUGGUCAUGGCCAUCGUGGUGUUCCUGGUCAAGUCCCGCCGGCGGAAGAAGAGCCAGGAGGCGGGGAACCGGACCGUGUCCGGUACCCCCCUCCAGAAACUGGACCAGUCCAAACCCGGCGCGGGGGGGAGCGAGCGCAUCUACCACCAGGCGUUGCCGGGCUACGUGGCCGACCAGGGCGGGGCGGGGGGCGGGCCGUACACCCGCGGCGGCUCCCUGGACCCGUCGCACUCCAGCGGGCGGGGCUCGGCCGAGGCGGCGGAGGACGACGAGAUCCGCAUGAUCAACGAGUACCCCCGCGUGGCCUCCAUCACCUCGUCCAUGCAGGAGCACAUCUCGGCCCGCGGGCCCGACUCCGGCAUCCAGCAGGACGCCGACCAGCUGUCCGACAUCUCCUGCGAGCCGGCCGCCCUCGAGGGCAGCGCCUGGUUCAAGGGGAAGAAGCUCGGCAGCAGCGUGAGCGGGACCCUGCUCUCCGGCCAGCUCCCCGUCUACCGGGACGAGGGCGGCGGCUACCUAGGCGUGGGCCGAGGCCUCAACAUCUCCCACCCGAAGGACUACGCCUUCCCCGAGGACGGCAAGCCCCACGUGGACGGCUCACUCACGGCCAUCGUGGCCAGCGACGAGGAGCUGAGGGGCAGCUACAACUGGGACUACCUCCUCAACUGGUGCCCGCAGUUCCAGCCGCUGGCCAACGUGUUCACCGAGAUCGCCCGUCUCAAGGACGAGACGGCGCAGCAGAACCAGACCCCCCGGCAGCCCUUCCAGCCCAAGGCCAAGACGGACCCCAAGCCCCGCAUCGACCCGCCGCCCCUCAUCACGGCCGUGGCCCACCCGGGCGCCAUGUCCGUGCCCCCCAAGGUGCCCGUCAUCGGACGGACGUUCCCCCACCUGGCCACGCUGCGGAGGUCCCCCAUCAGCCACGAGGGCUCCAUCUCGUCCGCGGCCAUGUCCCCAAGCUUCUCCCCCUCCCUGUCGCCGCUGGCCGCUCGCUCCCCGGCCGUGUCGCCCUUCGGGGUCAACCAGGGCCCGUCGGCGUCCAUGAUCAGCACCCGGGAGCCGUCCUUGGACCAGAGUCCGGAGCACGAGAUGAGGAUCUGAAAAGCGCAGCCACGCCCGCCCCGGGACGUAACCGAGGAUUUUAGGACCCGUUUCCCCGCGUAUGGGGAAACAGAGUGACGUACUAUUGUUUUCCCCCCGGGCGGAGAGAUUUCCACACGUUUUUCUACGAAAGGGGGGUGGGUGGACCGUGGAUGGAUACCUCGCACCCCCGCCCCCCCCGCCCCCCCGCCCCCCCUCCCCCCACACAACCCCCCCAACCCCCCCCCCCCCCCCACCACCACCUCGUCGGUGAGGGUGAUGGUGCCUAGGACAUUUCAAGGGACACUUUCGAUUCGGAGAGGAGAAGCACGUUCACGCCUCGUCCGAGAGGUCGGACAUUGGAUGUCGCUGUGCGACCAGAGACCCCUUCCUCGGUUUGGGGACCCGGGCCUUGUCCCUGCAAGGCUGUGCAGAGGUGGAGCAUGUAUGUGUGUAGAAAAAGGAACAGGGGGGGGGGGGGGUGUGUGUGUGUGUGGGGGGGGGGGGGAAAUGACCUCCCCCCCCACCCCCCUGCUACGCCGUGCCCCGGUAUGACGCAGGGCUCUCUGAGAACUACCACGGGGUGUGUGAAAAGAGCUAUUCUCUCUUAGCUGGACACACACACACGCGCACACACCCUGCAGUCAAGAGUAGCCUCAGUAGUCAAAGUCUAUAGAUAAAUGUGAUGUUUUCAUGUUCCUCGCUGGCUGGCCAGAGAGCUAAAGGUUUCAGUCGGUCCUCCCGCUGUGGACUCUGUGCCACCUCUGUUUAAACUCAUACUAAGGCUGCUGCUUUUCAAAACGGUUCUCAUCACCACAUUUCUAGAUCCCCAUGGACAAAGUGUUUAAAAAAAAAAAGACUCUAAAAUAGCCAAUGAUUGCACAGUGGAAAAGUGGGUUGAGAUCAUUGUUUCUUUUACAGAGGCCACUUUGGAUGUUUGUUUGUAUUUUCGUUGUUAUUUCUUCAUGAUUCUAUAUUGUUUAAUGAUUUAUGACAUGUUAAUGCCUUUAUCUCACGAGGUGAGGUCCGAAUUUCAAUGUAUGUGCAUAUAUGUAUAUUAGUACGUAUGUUAGCGAUGGUAUGCAAGUGGCUUUUGCCGUUUGGUUGUAGGGCCUCUCCUGUGUGUUUUACUGUGCCUGUUCUGAUGUGGGCGAAGAGGACAUUUUCCUGUUUUGCUCAUUAUUUAUAUAGAAAAAAAGGAGGAACUGCUGUCCACAAUGACGGCAGCAAAACAUGUUCAGCUUUCGCUAGCCCAGCGUUUUCUCAAACCUGAGCCUGGAACCAAAACGGCUUCCAGUUGGUUGCAUAUUGACUUAAUACAAAAGAAAUGCUAUUUAGCGUGUUCUUUUUUUUUUUUUUACACGCAUAUGAAUCAAAAUCACGGCACAGAAGGCUCAGACCAGCUGCCUCUGUGGCACAGUUUCGGAGUAUGCGCUCUCUCUGUGUCUGGUUGGCCAAAGAGAGCGUUAGCUUAAUCAGGCGGUACUGUAGUUAGUCAUGGCCAUGUUCCCGAGAGGGAAAAGAGGAAAGCAUGCCUUACCGCUUCCUGGCACCGAACGUUUGCGAAACGCUAGACUAGGCUGGAUUGUUUUGGUAAAACUUUUGUCAAAUGGUAGAUCUUCCAAAAUCCACCCCCCCCCCCCCCCGCCCCCCUAAAUGAUGUGGAAAUGGUCCGGUUCGACCGCAAAAAAAGCAGCAGUCCCUGCCUGUCCAGUGUUUUCUUAAUCCUGUCCCCAAAAGUUGAACUGUCCUAAACAACUGGGUCCCUCUGGAGUUCAGGGAGAUGUCAAUGUAUAGAUCACCUCUGUGUCUUUCAAUGAAGUGCUUCCGGGCUACCUGAAAAAGUCCACGUCCUCAUCUCCAUCAUCGUCGUCAUCCUCUGCCUUGUGAAAGCUCACUUAGAUUCCUUUCAUUAAAGUCGCAGUCCAACCAGAAUAGCACAAAAACACAAUUGUCGAAUGACUACAUCAUUGUUCUGUUUUGGGUUCGUUUGACAGCAUUUAACAUAUGUUUAGGUCUCUCGCUCUCUUUCUGUCUCUCGUACGGCGGUUAAAAGCCGUGUCCGGGGAUCCGUGUGUUUAUCCCAUCGACAUUGUCCUCUCUGUGCUCCCAUUGUUCGGGUCUGGUCCUGGACAUCUGCUCCAGUAGCGAACGAGAGACGUUCAAGCUUUAAACCAGCCCUGUCUUCUCCCAGGAUGCACUCUCCUUUUGAUUUCCCAUGGUCCUGCUCACUUUGUGGAUCUACAGAGGUGAUCGCUGUGUUUUGGACGUCUUCAGUGGAAGGUUGGACUCGGACGUCUGCUGCUUACCGGGUGCGACGGGACAGGGGACCAACCGUCACCCCGUGCCAAGGUGGCCCUGCUUCUGCUCGAGUGACUACAAACUAAACCCCCCGUACUGUAACCUCCCGUUCAGAACCGACUGGCCGUGAAGCGAUCUGGUCGACGACGUCACGCCCAGGGGGUUGGAAAGCCUCCGUUUUGGGGUCCGCUCUGAGACUUGUGCCAGUACCUCGAGGCAGAACCGCGGGCAGAAAACCCACUGUACAUAUAUUUAAAAAGCAAAUAAAUUCCUACUGAUCUCUUUUGACAAA
Messenger RNA from Osmerus eperlanus (European smelt), 11592 nucleotides. It is a transcript of the gene dchs1b, whose product is annotated as dachsous cadherin-related 1b. NCBI's taxonomy places the organism in Eukaryota, Metazoa, Chordata, Actinopteri, Osmeriformes, Osmeridae. Gene Ontology annotation, biological process: homophilic cell-cell adhesion; DNA replication. Gene Ontology annotation, cellular component: plasma membrane; nucleus; catenin complex. The coding region runs from base 111 to 9020 and encodes 2969 amino acids. The record is from RefSeq and is a predicted model, not a curated record. The transcript has 35 exons. Gene Ontology annotation, molecular function: cadherin binding; calcium ion binding; DNA binding.